This is a messenger RNA of Acanthochromis polyacanthus (spiny chromis), 689 nucleotides long. Its product is annotated as type-4 ice-structuring protein LS-12-like. NCBI's taxonomy places the organism in Eukaryota, Metazoa, Chordata, Actinopteri, Pomacentridae. The coding region runs from base 117 to 512 and encodes 131 amino acids. The transcript is spliced from 4 exons. The record is from RefSeq and is a predicted model, not a curated record.
CAGUCAGAUUCACGUUCUCGUGGGGCUGCUGGACUAUAAAAAGUGUGAGAAACCUGGACGAAGGCACCAUCCGGUCCAAAUUCUCCUGCGGUACAGGUCUUAUCCAGUCAGCAGUCAUGAAAUUCUCCCUCAUCGCCGCCGUCGUCGUGCUCGCUCUGGCACAAGGAAGCUUUGCUCAGGAUGCUUCCGAUCUUGAGAAGCUCACUACGUACUUUGAGGAAGUGAAGAACACAAUGACUGCAAAAAUGACUGAGCUCAUGAAUCACCAAGACGUUGCCAACCAUGCCGAUAACAUCAGGACCCAGCUGGAGCCCCUGACCGCUAAGCUGAGGGAGACUGUCACCAACCUCCAGGCCCAGGCCCAGCCCGUGAUGGAAAACAUCCAGGCCCAGGCCCAGCCCAUGAUGGAGAACAUCCAGGCCCAGGCCCAGCCCGUGGUGGAGAACCUCCAGAAGCAGAUGGAAGCCAUCCUCCAGAAGUUGCAAGAGCAGGCCAAGGCCCUCACCCAGUAAAUCAGCUUCCAAAAGACUCGAACUUGCCACCGCAACACCAUCUUCUGUCGUGGGCCGAGUUAACGGAGCUCCUUGUGUCUGAAGGCUGGCCUGAGUUCCGGGAGCCUAAAAUGUGUUUCAGUGCUUGUUUACGUUGACAUCUCUGCCAUAAAGCAUAAUAAAAAACAUGGAACGCAA